This is a messenger RNA of Cylindrotheca closterium, 318 nucleotides long. Lineage: Eukaryota; Bacillariophyta; Bacillariophyceae; Bacillariales; Bacillariaceae. The record is from the annotation of a GenBank genome assembly.
AUGAACAAAGAUCAACCAGAAGUGAUUCCGUUGUCGAGGUUCUUGAUCAUGCUCAUGCUAAUGCCACAGAAGAAUUUUUUGAAGAUGACUGGAGCAUUUUUUCGGUAUGACUCUCAUGGCAUUCUCGUGGCAUCAAUUUCUAUGAGGAGACGCCCAGCAACAAGACCGCCACGCCAUUGUUCAUGCUGUCACUUGAGUAUGUUACACUUUGGACUUGAACGAAGCAUGAAAGAGACAUCUCCAGUAUCAUUCCCUAUGAUGUCCGUCAAUCAACUUGUAAAAGUUGCAUUCCCCAGCAUAGGCAUAAUGUGCAUUUAA